CAAACAAGCCGGUCAGCUGACCCGGCCUGACUGCGCCGUCAUCCAGACUAUAAGCGCGCGACCUUAGGCGCUUGACUUCACCGUCCCCGGUCGCCGCCACCAUGCAGACCCCCGGCGUCCUGCUGCUUGCCCUCGGCCUGCUGGCCGCGUCCGCCUCCGCGGUGAUCAGAAUACCCUUGCACAAGUUCACAUCCAUCCGCCGAACCAUGACGGAGGUGGGCGGCCCUGUGGAAGACCUGAUCCUUAAGGGCCCCAUAACCAAGUACUCCAUGUCAGCACCUGCUGAGACCAAGGGGCCUGUACCAGAGAUACUCAAGAACUACAUGGAUGCCCAGUACUAUGGCGAGAUCGGCAUUGGGACCCCCCCACAGUGUUUCACAGUCGUCUUUGACACCGGCUCCUCCAACCUCUGGGUCCCCUCCAUCCAUUGCAAGAUGCUGGAUAUAGCCUGCUGGAUCCAUCACAAGUACAACAGUGGCAAGUCCAGCACCUUUGUGAAAAAUGGCACAUCCUUCGACAUUCAUUAUGGCUCCGGUAGCCUCUCUGGGUACCUGAGCCAGGACACUGUGUCGGUGCCAUGUAAGCCAGAGAUGUCUGGAAUCAAGGUGGAGAAACAGACCUUUGGAGAGGCCACCAAGCAGCCUGGCAUCACAUUCAUCGCAGCCAGGUUUGACGGCAUCCUGGGCAUGGCCUACCCCCGCAUCUCUGUCAACAACGUGGUUCCAGUCUUUGACAACCUGAUGCAACAGAAGCUGGUGGACAAGAAUAUCUUCUCCUUCUACCUGAACAGGGACCCCAGUGGGCAGCCCGGAGGUGAGCUGAUGUUGGGUGGCACUGACUCUAAGUACUACAAAGGAGACCUGUCCUACGUGAAUGUCACCCGCAUGGCCUACUGGCAGGUGCACAUGGACCAGUUGGACGUGGCCAAUGGGCUGACCCUGUGCAAGGGAGGCUGUGAGGCCAUCGUGGACACGGGGACGUCCCUCCUCGUGGGCCCUGUGGAUGAGGUGAAAGAGCUGCAGAAGGCCAUCGGAGCCGUGCCUCUGAUCCAAGGCGAGUACAUAAUCCCCUGCGAGAAGUUGCCCAGCCUGCCCUCUGUCUCCCUGAAGUUAGGAGGCAAAAACUAUGACCUGUCCCCAGAAGACUAUGUACUUAAGGUAGUUCAAGGUGGGAAGACCAUCUGCCUGAGUGGCUUCAUGGGGAUGGACAUACCCCCACCUAGCGGGCCUCUCUGGAUCCUGGGUGAUGUCUUCAUCGGUCUCUACUACACUGUGUUUGACCGUGACAACAACAGAGUUGGCUUUGCCAAGGCUGCGAGGCUCUAACUCGCCUCUUGCCCGCCAGCAGGGAAGCAGACCAGAGUCCACUAGAGGAGGCCAGCCAGCCCCACCCUUCCGCCCACCCCAUUCACACGCUCACACUCAGCCAGUGUUGUCGGGGCCCCGGGAGGCCUGGCUGGAGCUGGUCUUGCCAUUCUGUUCUGUGGUUUCCCUCCUUGGGUUCAGAUAGCUGCCCUCUGCCUGUCUGAGUGAAUUCAAGGCCCGCCCAGCACACAGGGCACCUUAAAAGGCCCCUACUGGGUGUCUGCUGAGAUUGUGUGCCCUGCUGUGCCGCCCUUUGCUGUGUGGGCAGUGCUCCACAGCUGGCAAAUGGGUCUUGGGAUCCCUCUUGGAAACCUGCCCCACCCCAGGCCCUUUGCCCAGCCUGGGGAUGGCACCGGACUCCACUCCCCAACUGUGUGUCCUGGCCUGGCCGAGGUCUGAAGAUGAGGAUGGAAGCCAGCCUCAUACGCCUGCAGGGUCACCUGGGGCCUGACUCCACCUGGGAGGGCAUGUGUCAGUCUGGGGUAGGGACAGGAUAGCUUACUGGCUCUAGCUGGCCUCUGCUGCCCUCUUGGGGGGCAAGGCAGCUGGGGAGCCAAAGUUGAUGUACAAAUACAGUUGUUUGGGCCUCAAA
Nannospalax galili (Upper Galilee mountains blind mole rat) is the source of this 1956-nucleotide messenger RNA. RefSeq names its product cathepsin D (gene Ctsd). Gene Ontology annotation, cellular component: lysosome. Bases 102 to 1325 code for a protein of 407 amino acids. Gene Ontology annotation, molecular function: aspartic-type endopeptidase activity. The record is from RefSeq and is a predicted model, not a curated record. Gene Ontology annotation, biological process: proteolysis. Lineage: Eukaryota; Metazoa; Chordata; Mammalia; Rodentia; Spalacidae. The transcript has 9 exons.